GGUAACGAAGAACCGAGACACACUGGGCUAGUGUAGAAGGAAUCACCACAUAGAUGCCGAGGGUCUGUCCAUGAAAGCGGAAACACUCUCAAACACGCAAGGGCGGUGAAAGGUUUUGUGGAUAACCUUUUGAAUCAUAAGAGAAGAGGACAACCCCUUUUCCUGUCUGACUCUGUCUGUCUCAUGAGUAGCCAUGCCUGUUCUCUCACCUACCACAGGUUUACAUGAGAUGCUAGCCCUCCUCACCUCCCAGCUGCAUCCAGAAGCUAAUCAUAAGGAGGACCUGGUCUUCCUCAGGGAGGUCUUUAGUGAGAGGAGCCUCAGCUAUCUUAUGAAAAUUCAUGUGCGACUGAGGCAGUUCCAGCUCCAGAGUCCGACCCCAGUGUUCCAUAGCGCAUCCUGUCUGGCCGAAGACGUCGCAGAGGAGCUGCAGAAUGGACCACUGGAAGACGAUGAGAGAGAGCUUUUAACACUUCUUACCACUCCACAUGUGAAGGCAGUGCUAGCAGUACAUGACACAGUUGCACAGAAGAAUUUUGAGCCUGUGCUCCCCCCUCUACCAGACGAUCUAGACGAUGAACUGGAGGAAGAAUCAGUGAAGAUUGUGCGUUUGGUGAAGAACAAGGAGCCUCUUGGUGCGACCAUCCGCAGGGACGAGGUAACUGGAGCGGUGGUGGUUGCUAGGAUCAUGAGGGGCGGGGCUGCAGACCGUAGUGGUCUGGUGCAUGUUGGAGAUGAGUUGAGAGAGGUCAAUGGAAAUCUCAUUAUACACAAACGUCCUGAGGAGAUCAGCCAGAUUCUGUCUCAGUCUCAGGGCUCGAUCACUCUGAAGAUUAUACCUGCCAUUAAGGAGGAGGACAGAUUCAGUGAGAGUAAGGUUUAUUUAAGAGCCCUGUUCAAUUACACGCCAUAUGAAGACAAGGCUACACCCUGCCAGGAGGCAGGACUGCCUUUCACAUGUGGGGACAUCCUGCAGGUGGUGAGCCAGGAUGACCCAACGUGGUGGCAGGCCAAAAGAGUGGGAGACAGCAACCUGCGUGCCGGCCUUGUUCCUUCAAGACAGUUCCAGGAGAGACGACUGUUGUAUAGGAUGAAAAUGGGAACACACCAGAGCCCUAAAUCACCCAGAGCAACACCAUGUGAACAAUCUUGUGAAAAAGAGGACUGUGAGAGUGAGGGCAGUAUCAGUGGACAGCACGUAGUUGUAGUUUCUCCAAAGUGUAAGGCGGUGGCACCAUCCUGUGGCCAGGCCUUUUCCUGGGAGUUUUACUCAGCUGGUCUAAGGAGAAGCUUCAGGCUAAGCCGCAAGGAUCAUCAGGGUUCUACCAAAGAGUCUCUUUCAGCGGAGUCUGCAGAGAAUGAGUUCCUCAUUUAUGAAGAGGUGACCCUAUAUCAGAUGAGACCUCAAGAUAAACCAAGACUUGUGGUGCUGAUAGAUCUUCUGGCAGUGCUGAAGGAUAGCCAAGCCACUGGACGUCUACCUUUGAGAUGCAGAAGGGCAGUUCUUACCCUGCUGCCAAAAAAAGGUGACCUACAGCUCAUAAAAAACUGGAGACCGGUGUUCCUUCUGUAAUGGUCACUGUAUAGAUCUGCACUGCAUUUCCCAGAAACCUCUUCACCACACACCUGCAGUCACUCUCAUGACUCCAAAUCACCUGCACCUGUUCCAAAUCAACAGCCAGCUCCAUAUAAACUCCCAGUUUUCACUCAGUCAUGGUCAAGCCUCCAACAGGAACAGACCCUAACCAGUCUCCAUGGAACACGCUGAUUCAUCCAGCUCCAGUAAUGUAACAUAUACUCACCUGAAGAUACUAACCUUUCUGUCCAUGUUCUGAUGUUCCCAGAAUCUGCUCCUUGAUCCUUGUUUCCUGAGUCCUUGUAAUCUUCCUGAGUCUCGUUUGCUGACAGAUGGUCUGAAAGAGAAAAACAAGUAUCACUGGACUGUGUUAGUUUGUUUAUUGCUCUGAAGAGGAUCUGCUCACCUGGAAUCCUUCCUGCAACGUAUCCUCCUCGAAUUCACCUCUGAAACACUGAAAAUUUGAACACUCACCUUUGAACUUGAAAUAAAGAUUUGUGUGUAUUCACUUACCUCUGUCUCUGGGCCUGUAUCCUGACACCUUCUUUGUACUGAUUAUAAGCUACUCUCCAAAGUCUUGGCAAGUAGACUUAAGGUAAGGUGAUGGCACAAGUUGUUUUGCCUGAUCAGACUUACUGCAUCUCGGGUAGGCUGAUUUAUGAUAACAUCAUUCUCAUUCGAGACUUAUUAGAAAUUUCCAAGCUUUUUGAUUUCAAAAUGGGGAUUGUUUCUAUUGAUCAGGAGAAAGCCUUUGACCGUGUUGAAAACACAUAUUUGCUGCCAAAGAUUGUCUGCAUUGGACGCCUCAAAGUGUGUUAUUUUUGCCGAAAGAUGGAAGACAAGGAUUAAUUCAUCAGAACAGUAGAGGGGCAACUUUCCGC
Messenger RNA from Pimephales promelas (fathead minnow), 2457 nucleotides. NCBI's taxonomy places the organism in Eukaryota, Metazoa, Chordata, Actinopteri, Cypriniformes, Leuciscidae. The record is from RefSeq and is a predicted model, not a curated record.